Messenger RNA from Theobroma umbraticum, 907 nucleotides. RefSeq names its product RING/U-box superfamily protein. Lineage: Eukaryota; Viridiplantae; Streptophyta; Magnoliopsida; Malvales; Malvaceae. The record is from RefSeq and is a predicted model, not a curated record.
UUAAAGAAUAUUGUCAUAUACAACGUAAUUGGACUUCCAUUGCUUCGCAUGAAAGUUGCCUUUGUCUAAAGAAAGCCUUUGGCAUUAUCCCAUAUAUGCCUGCGGAUUGGGAUCUCCUGUUCCCCUUACUUGAAUAAGAUCUAUGGAGAACGAAGGCGCAAAACAAUCAUCCAAGAGGGUGCCUUUCACCCAACUUGAUCAAGUUGACUCUGAUUUUGCCAUGGCAAUGGCAUUGCAAGAACAGGAGAGGGCGUUUUCAAUGCUCGAAACCAUUGAAAGUGAUAGCGAAGAAGAUGACAGCGAGGCAUCCUACGGAAGCAGCAACAACAACGAUUACGAAUGUUUCGAAGGCCUGGAAGCUGGAGGUGACCUAGAGUUCCUUGAGGGACAAGAUAGCAAUGAUGAUGAAGACAUGGAGGAGGAGGAUGAGAUUGAUCCGGACGAUUUAUCUUACGAAGAGUUGAUUGCUCUAGGAGAGAUUAUAGGGGUAGAGAGAAGAGGGUUAUCUCAGAAUGAGAUUUCUUCAUGCUUGAUUCCAUGGAAGUUCCAAUCUGUUAAGUGCAACAGUGGGAUUGAUCGGUGUGCGAUUUGUCAAGUGGAGUAUGAAGAAGAGGAAGGUGUAGUUGCUCUUCCUAAUUGUGAACACCCAUAUCAUUCAGAGUGCAUAAGCAAGUGGCUCCAAAUCAAGAGGAUUUGCCCCAUAUGUAACACUGAGAUUUCUUCAUCCAAGAAUGCUAGGAAUGUUUAGAUGUUUUCAUUCAUCUGUUUGGGCACUGUUACUUCUUAUGAUCCCAAGUUUAAUUGUACAAUUUUAUUUGAUUGAAAAUAAAAUGGACAACAUGUAUACAUAGAAUUUGUACAAGUUGGAAGUUGUAACACAGCUCAAACACCAAUUUCUAUGAUUAAC